This is a messenger RNA of Sceloporus undulatus (fence lizard), 1966 nucleotides long. It is a transcript of the gene SYT8, whose product is annotated as synaptotagmin 8. The coding region runs from base 104 to 1297 and encodes 397 amino acids. Gene Ontology annotation, cellular component: dense core granule; synaptic vesicle membrane; axon. Gene Ontology annotation, molecular function: phosphatidylserine binding; syntaxin binding; clathrin binding. The record is from RefSeq and is a predicted model, not a curated record. NCBI's taxonomy places the organism in Eukaryota, Metazoa, Chordata, Lepidosauria, Squamata, Phrynosomatidae. Gene Ontology annotation, biological process: calcium ion-regulated exocytosis of neurotransmitter; regulation of calcium ion-dependent exocytosis; regulation of dopamine secretion. The transcript has 9 exons.
AAUGAUGUGUGCCACUCAGGGAAGUGGAACUGCUCACUACCCGGAAGAAGGCUUCUGUUGAAAGAUGAUGAAGAGAAACUAAAGAACUCACCUUUCAGGAGCCAUGGCUAACACAACAAUGUCUGGCAUUACUGUGGCUGCCAGCAGUCCCAGUAACUUCACCACUGUUGUCACCACAGCCCAGCCUAGUUUCAUUGAAGGCCUUAUUAAUAAAAUUCCAUUACCAAGAUGGGCUCUCAUAGCCAUUGCAAUUGCAGUGGGCCUAGUCCUCCUUCUCAUCAUCAUCUGCAUCAUCAAAUGCUGUUGCUGCAAGAAGAAGCGCAAGAAAAAAGAGAAACUCAACCUGGGUAGCAUCAAUGGCUCCUCCACCACAGUCAGUCUGGUCCAGCCUGAGAUGGAUGACAUAGAGUGUGGACUUGAUGAGAAACGAGGACGGCUGCAGUAUUCCCUGGAAUAUGACUUCCGUAGCCAAGAGAUGAAGGUUGGUGUGAAGCAGGCAGCAGAUCUGAAGGCCAUGGACAGUGGAGGUACUUCCGACCCUUAUGUGAUUGUAUAUCUGACAUCUGAUAUAAGGAAAAAAUAUGAAACAAAAGUUUACCGUAAGACACUCAACCCAGUUUUCAAUGAGAGCUUCGUUUUUCAGAUACCCCAGGCAGAUGUAGCUGAAAACACACUGGUGAUGCAGGUGUAUGAUUUCAACCGCUUUUCCAAGCAUGACAUCAUUGGUGAGAUGCGCUUGCCUCUGGGUGAUGUGGACCUGCAGCAUGUCAUGGAGCAAUGGCAUGAGCUCACUGCAGCUAGCAAGAUUGAGCAAGAGCACCUGGGGGAGAUUUGCUUUUCACUCCGUUAUGUCCCCAGCACCAGCAAAUUAACCGUAGUCAUUUUGGAAGCCAAAAAGCUCAAGCGGAUGGAUCCAAAUGGAUUGUCAGAUCCCUAUGUCAAAGUGCAACUUAUUCUGAACAAGAAGAAGUGGAAGAAAAAGAGGACGAGUGUAAAGAAAAAUACUUUAAGCCCCUACUUCAAUGAGGCAUUUGUUUUUUAUGUGCCUUUCAACUUGAUCCAGAAUGUUGACCUGGUGAUAUCCAUCUGGGAUCAUGACAAAGUGACCAAGGAUGACCAGAUUGGAAAAUUGUUCCUUGGCUGCCGAGCGACAGGCAACCAGUUGCGCCACUGGUCAGAUAUGUUGGCCAAUCCUCGCAGGCCUGUGGCACAGUGGCACAGCUUGCAGCCUGUGGAAGAUGUUGACAAAACUUUGGGACUGAAGACACGCUUCAAACUGCCACUACCCAAUAACUAAGAAAACCCAGUCAUAACAAAGAGGUUGUCCCUAAUUCCUUUUUGCUUGAAGACAGCACUUUCUUCUUUUUGGAUGUAAGACCUGGUGAUACAAGUCACUAUACAACAACAGGACAAAUUAGAAUGUAGCUAGAAAGUAUACUGUGGAAGAGAAUUAAAUAUCUCUGACCAGUCAAAGAGCAUUUACCAAAUGUGCCACACCAAUCCUGAACACCAAAGCUUGUGUUCACAAUCUGAUCUGUUGUAAUGAAUCUAUCCUUUCACCUCAGUGGAGAGAAGUACACAAGAUGGAGAGGUUUGUAUAUAUUAUGCAAACCUGAAUUUAAUGUGCUAACAUGAGGUAGGGAGAGCAGCAUAUGGACAUGUGUAGAGUAUAUAUUCACACCAGACUCAAGUGGAAAGAGAGAAACCUGGAACUAAACAUAGUUGCAGCCAUGCUAAUUGUUCUUAUUAAUAAUUUUUUUUAAAAAAGAUUGCAGUUCAGGCUGUAUAGACCAGCUGUCCAGGAAUGCUGCCAACACAGACACUCAGACGGCUGAUAAGAGACUGCUGGGCAAGAUAAACAUGCCAAGCUGCCAGCAGCAGUUCCUCCUGAAAGCCAAACAAUGUCCAAUAGACUAAGCCACUAGCCAGUCCAAAGUUCAGGAUUGCACAGAGCCACACUACCAGU